UAAAGCUGCCAGUCAUUUUUGCAUUUCUCAAUUAAUUUUAAAAACAACAAUGUCGGUCCGAGUUAUAAAUGAUGAAUCGCACUUCCAGGCAGAGCUGGCGCAAGCUGGCGUGCGUCUGGUGGUCGUGGAUUUCACUGCGACCUGGUGUGGCCCAUGUCAAAGGAUUGCUCCGGUCUUCGAAACUUUUCCCAAUAAAUACCCGAGCGCAAUAUUUUUAAAGGUUGACGUGGACAAAUGCCAGGAUACAGCUGCAGGACAGGGUGUCUCUGCGAUGCCUACUUUCAUUUUUUAUAGAAACAGGACAAAAAUUGAUCGCAUUCAAGGUGCUGAUGUGACAGGCCUGGAGACAAAAAUUCAGGAGCACGUUGGAUCUGGCGGCUCGGAGGAGGCUGGCGAGGAUUAUGGACAGGGCCUGAUGGAGCUCAACACUUUCAUAUCCAGACAGGAGUGUGAGUGCCUGAAUGAAGCGGAUGACCACAAUUUGAAGCACGCGCUAGCAUCGACUGGUGGUUUCCUGCAGUCGGACUGUGACGAGCAGCUUAUUAUGUCCAUUACUUUCAACCAGGCCGUAAAGAUACAUUCGUUAAAGUUCAAGGCUCCCCCACAGUUGGGUCCUAAGGAUGUAAAGCUGUUCAUUAAUCAGCCACGCACCAUUGACUUUGAUAUGGCAGAAUCUAUGAGCAGUGUGCAGGACAUAUCUUUGGCAGAGAAAGAAUUAGAAAAUGGACAACCCGUUAAUUUGCGUUAUGUGAAAUUCCAAAACGUACAAAACAUACAAAUUUAUGUAAAAAACAAUCAGUCUGGUGGCGAAACCACUCAGAUCGACUAUCUUGGAUUUAUAGGGUCACCCAUCAUAACCACCAAAAUGACCGAUUUCAAGCGUGUGUCUGGCAAGAAGGGCGAAAGUCAUUAAAUCUACAAUUUGAGUGUUUUCAAAGAGUUUUUUAUUAACCUUGUACUUUCGACUUAAAACUAAGCAAAUUACAAUAAAUGCAUCAAUAACAAUAA
Drosophila busckii is the source of this 1008-nucleotide messenger RNA. It is a transcript of the gene Txl, whose product is annotated as thioredoxin-like protein 1. The transcript has 3 exons. The coding region runs from base 50 to 913 and encodes 287 amino acids. The record is from RefSeq and is a predicted model, not a curated record. NCBI's taxonomy places the organism in Eukaryota, Metazoa, Arthropoda, Insecta, Diptera, Drosophilidae.